AUGGCGCCCAAGAAGAAGGGAAAUAAGAGGCAAGAGGAGGACUGGGAAGCUGAGCUCGGAGAGUCUGCCCCUGCUGCCGGUGGCGAGGCCGAAGCUCCCGCUGCUGAAGAAGGUGCUCCUGCCGACGAGGAUGCUGGCAUGGGCGGUGGCGGUUUGCUCGCCGCUUUGAGGAAGAACAAGAACAAGAAGGCGAAGAAGGGAAAGCCGGUCAAUGACUUCGUUGAGGGUGAGGAUGCCACUCAGGAGGCCAACGGCGAUGCCGAUUUCGCUAGCAAGCAGCCUGAGGAGGGUACCUUCGAUGAAGACGAUGUGUUCGCCGGAAAGGCUAAGCCUAAGAAGGCUGCUGCUGCGCCUGAGCCCAAGCCCGCUGAGGAGGAGGAGGGUGGCUUCCGUGUGAAGUCCAAGAAGGAGAAGGAGAGGGAGAAGAAGGAGCGUGAGAAGCAGCGUAAGAGGGAGCAGGCUGCCAAGAAGAAGACCGCUGCCCCCGCUGAGAAGGCUCAGCCCGCUAAAGCCGAGCCUGAGAAGAAGGCAGAGGCGGCCCCCGCCCCCGCUGCUGCCCCCGUUCCGGAAACCGGCGGCAAGAAGAAGAAGAUCCCUGCACACCUGCUUGCUAUCCAGAAGCAACAGGAGGCUCUCCGCCAGCAGCGUGAAGAGGAGGAGCGCCUGUUAGCCGAGGCGCAAGCCGCUGAGGAGGAGAGACGUCGUAUUGAAGAGGAAGAGGAGAAGAAGCGGGAAGAGGCCCGCCAAAGGAAGAAGGAGAAGGAGAAGGAGAAGAAGGAGCAGCUUCGUAAGGAGGGUAAGCUGCUCACCAAGGCCCAGAGGGAAGCCAAGGAGCGCAAUGAGCGGCGCAUGCAGCAGAUGCUUGCGGCUGGUGUUGGUAAGGUUGCUGGUCUGGAAGAGGGCCAGGCCGAGAAGAAGCGCCCUGUUUACGAGAACCGGAAGAAGCGUGGACCCAAGAAGCAGGAGGAUGACCUGGAGGCUGCUGCUGCCCGCGCCAAGGCCCAGCGUGAAGCUGAAGAGGAACGCAGAAGAAAGGAGGAGGAAGAGAAGAAGGCCAAGGCCGAGGCUGAGGCUGCUGCUGCCGCUGGCGGAGAAGAGAGCGAGCUCGAUGACUGGGAGAAGGCUGCUGAUGCCGAGGAAGUGAAGGACAGCUGGGAUGCUCCUAGCGACGAGGAAGAGGAGAAGCCCGCCACCAAUGGCAAGGCUGCCGAGAAGCCUGCCUCCAAGGAGGAUGAGGAAGACGAGAGUGAGGAUGAUUCCGAUGAGACCUCUGACGAGGACUCUGAGGACGAGGAGCAGUCCGCGGCACAGAAGGCUAUUGCUCAGCGCAAGGCCGAGGCCGCCGAGCGGAGAAAGAAGCAGCACGAGGAGGCUAUGGCCGCGCGCUCCAAGGACAACCUCCGUUCUCCUAUCUGCUGUAUUCUGGGUCACGUCGAUACUGGUAAGACCAAGUUGCUGGAUAAGAUUCGUCAGACAAACGUCCAGGAAGGUGAAGCUGGUGGUAUUACGCAGCAGAUCGGUGCCACUUACUUCCCUGUUGAUGCUCUGCGUCAGAAGACUGCCGUGGUGAACAAAGACGGCCAGUUUGAGUUCAAGAUCCCUGGUCUGCUCAUCAUCGAUACCCCUGGUCACGAGUCCUUCUCCAACUUGCGUUCGAGAGGUUCCUCCCUUUGUAACAUCGCCAUCCUGGUUGUCGAUAUCAUGCACGGUCUUGAGCCCCAGACUCUUGAGUCCAUGAGGCUGCUCCGUGAUCGCCGCACUCCUUUCAUCGUCGCCCUCAACAAGAUUGAUCGUCUGUACGGCUGGAAGAAGAUCGACAACAACGGCUUCCAAGAGAGUUUGGCCUUGCAGAACAAGGGCGUUCAGAACGAAUUCCGCACCCGUUUGGAGCGCACUAAGCUCUUGUUCGCCGAACAGGGUUUUAACUCGGAGCUGUUCUACGAGAACAAGUCCAUGGCCCGCAACGUUUCUCUCGUGCCCACCUCCGCCCACACUGGUGAAGGUAUCCCUGACAUGCUCAAGCUGUUGACCACUCUUACCCAGGAGCGUAUGACCAACUCCCUGAUGUACCUGUCCGAGGUUGAGUGUACUGUGCUUGAGGUGAAGGUCAUUGAGGGUCUCGGUACUACCAUUGACGUAGUCCUGUCGAACGGUAUCCUCCGCGAGGGUGAUCGAAUCGUUUUGUGCGGUCUAAACGGUCCUAUAUCUACGAAUAUUCGAGCGUUGUUGACACCGGCUCCUCUCAAGGAACUGCGUCUUAAGUCGCAGUACGUGCACAACAAGGAGGUCAAGGCUGCCCUUGGUGUUAAGAUUGCCGCCAACGACCUUGAGCAGGCCAUUGCCGGUUCUCGUUUGAUGGUUGUCGGACCUGAUGACGACGAGGAGGACAUUGAGGAAGAGGUCAUGUCCGAUCUGGAGAACCUGCUUAGCAAGGUCUCUAGGGACCAGCGUGGUGUCAGCGUGCAGGCCUCCACUCUCGGAUCUCUGGAGGCUCUGCUCGAGUUCCUUCGUGUCUCCAAGAUUCCCGUCGCCAACAUUUCUAUCGGUCCUGUGUACAAGCGUGAUGUCAUGAUGGCCGGUACCAUGUUGGAGAAGGCCAAGGAGUACGCCGUUAUGCUGUGUUUCGAUGUCAAGGUGGACAAGGAAGCAGCUGCCUAUGCCGAUGAAGUCGGUGUCAAGAUUUUCACUGCCGACAUCAUCUACCACCUGUUCGAUGACUUCACCAAGCACAUGGCUGAGCUGACGGAGCGCCGCAAGGAAGAGAGCAAGAUGCUUGCUGUCUUCCCCUGCGUACUCAAGACCGUGGCUGUGUUCAACAAGAAGGACCCCAUCGUCAUCGGUGUUGAUGUUGCGGAAGGAAGUCUGCGUCUGCACACUCCUGUUGCGGCAGUCAAGGCCAACCCGGAGACUGGCGCUAAGGAAAUCAUCGACCUUGGCAGAGUUGUCUCUAUCGAACGUGAUCACAAGCCCAUCCAGGUCUGCAAGAGGGGUCAACCCUCCGUGGCCGUCAAGAUCGAGGGAAGCAACCAGCCCAUGUACGGCCGUCAGCUCGAAGACAAGGACACCCUGUACUCGCACAUCUCCCGUGCCAGUAUCGACACCCUCAAGGAGUUCUACCGCUCCGAUGUCUCGAUGGAGGAGUGGGGUCUCGUCAAGAAGCUCAAGCCUGUCUUUGACAUCCCAUGA
This is a messenger RNA of Aspergillus niger, 3186 nucleotides long. RefSeq lists its product as uncharacterized. The transcript has 3 exons. Lineage: Eukaryota; Fungi; Ascomycota; Eurotiomycetes; Eurotiales; Aspergillaceae. Gene Ontology annotation, molecular function: GTPase activity; translation initiation factor activity; GTP binding. The record is from RefSeq and is a predicted model, not a curated record. The coding region runs from base 1 to 3186 and encodes 1061 amino acids.